Heterocephalus glaber (naked mole-rat) is the source of this 3756-nucleotide messenger RNA. It is a transcript of the gene Rfx2, whose product is annotated as regulatory factor X2. Gene Ontology annotation, molecular function: DNA-binding transcription factor activity, RNA polymerase II-specific; RNA polymerase II cis-regulatory region sequence-specific DNA binding. The record is from RefSeq and is a predicted model, not a curated record. Gene Ontology annotation, biological process: regulation of transcription by RNA polymerase II. Gene Ontology annotation, cellular component: nucleus. NCBI's taxonomy places the organism in Eukaryota, Metazoa, Chordata, Mammalia, Rodentia, Bathyergidae.
GGGGCUGGUCCAGGGGCAGGGACGGGUCCACCAAGAAGACCCCCGCCACCCCCAUGAGCCAGCGAUCUCCAAGAUGAUGGUCCCCAGGGAGGAGCUGGAGGGACUCCAGAGUCGGUGUCCUAGUGGCAGAGUUGGUAAAGAAAGAGCCUGAAGACGAGGGGAGGCAAGGAAGCAGGGCCUUGCCCCCCUGCCAGUGGUCUGGGAAUCGAACCCAGGGCCUAGCACACGCCACUCACCACUGAGCUACAGCCCCGGCCCGGCAGCACUUCCCCAUGGGGACAGCACCACACAGACCUGCCUGCCAUACACAGGAGCCCUCUGCUGGACCCGGUCAACACACAGCCCGGCAAAGCCAAGCAACAGAACUCACCGCAAGGAGCAGCUCUGCUGAAACCGUCAGAGAAGGAGCAUGCAGAAUUCCGAGGGAGGAGAGGACUCGCCGACUUCAGUGACUCUGCGACCCCCGGCAGCUGCAGCCCAGCCUGUGCCCCCCUCCCCGCAGGGACCAAACUCAGGACCCUGUGCUUGUGAGAGGGUGCUGGUCCAGGUCGCAGGCCCCACACCCAAGGGGGCCUCGAUGCAGCCACUGUCCCUCCCCAGAGCUCCGCAGGUGCCACAGCAGGUUCCGCCUGUGCAGCACGUGUACCCCGCUCAGGUGCAGUACGUGGAAGGGGGCGACGCUGUCUACGCAAAUGGAGCCAUACGAGCGGCCUACGCCUACAACCCCGAGCCUCCGAUGUAUGCCCCCAGCAGCGCAGCCUCUUACUUCGAGGCCCCAGGCGGCACCCCGGUGACAGUGGCAGCUUCAUCCCCGCCAUUGGUUCCUGCUCAUGGCAUGGUGGGCAUCACCAUGGACGUCGCAGGGAACCCCAUCGUGUCCAGCGCAGGCGCCUACCUCAUCCACGGGAUGGACAGCGCGAGACACUCCCUGGCCCACACCGCCCGGUCCUCACCAGCCACGCUCCAGUGGCUGCUGGACAACUACGAGACAGCCGAGGGCGUGAGCCUCCCCAGAAGCUCCCUCUACAACCACUACCUGCGCCACUGCCAGGAUCACAAGCUGGACCCUGUGAACGCUGCCUCCUUUGGGAAGCUCAUCCGCUCUGUGUUCAUGGGGCUGCGCACACGGCGCCUGGGCACCAGGGGCAACUCGAAGUACCACUACUAUGGCAUCCGUCUGAAACCAGACUCCCCGCUGAACCGGCUCCAGGAGGACACUCAGUACAUGGCCAUGCGGCAGCAGCCCCUGCACCAGAAGCCCAGAUACCGGCCAGCCCAGAAGACGGACGGCCUCGGGGACAGCAGCCUGCACAGCACGCCAGAGCAGGCCAUGGCCACACAGAGCCAGCACCACCAGCAGUACAUAGACGUAUCCCACGUGUUCCCAGAGUUCCCGGUGCCUGAGCUGGGCAGCACGCUGCUACAGGAGAGCGUCACACUGCGCGAUGUCAAGGCCCUGCAGCUGGUGUACCGACAGCACUGCGAGGCCACCUUGGAUGUCGUCACGAACCUCCAGUUCCACUACAUCGAGAAGCUGUGGCUGUCCUUUUGGAACUCCAAAGCCACCUGCAGUGACGGCCCCACCUCCCUCCCUGCCAGUGACGAGGAGCCCGAGGGACAGGCCGUGCUGCCCCAGGACAAGCUCAUCUCACUGUGCAAGUGCACGCCCAUCCUCAAGUGGAUGCGAAACUGCGACCACAUCCUGUACCAGGCGCUCGUGGAGAUCCUCAUCCCAGACGUGCUGCGCCCGGUCCCCAGUACCCUGACCCAGGCCAUCCGGAACUUCGCCAAGAGCCUGGAAGGCUGGCUGACAAAUGCCAUGAGUGACUUCCCGCAGCAGGUCAUCCAGACCAAGGUGGGCGUGGUCAGUGCCUUCGCGCAGACUCUGAGGCGCUACACGUCGCUCAACCACCUGGCCCAGGCAGCGCGUGCAGUGCUGCAGAAUGCGUCCCAGAUCAGCCAGAUGCUCAGCGACCUCAACCGGGUGGACUUCGCCAACGUGCAGGAACAGGCCUCGUGGGUGUGCCAGUGUGAGGAGGGCGUGGUACAACGGCUGGAGCAGGACUUCAAGGUGACCCUACAGCAGCAGAGCUCGCUCGAGCAGUGGGCGCGCUGGCUGGAUGGCGUGGUCAGCCAGGUGCUCAAGCAGCACGCAGGCAGCCCCAGCUUUCCCAAGGCUGCGAGGCAGUUCCUGCUCAAGUGGUCCUUCUACAGCUCCAUGGUGAUCCGGGACCUGACCCUGCGCAGUGCCGCCAGCUUUGGCUCCUUCCACCUCAUCCGCCUGCUCUAUGACGAGUACAUGUUCUACCUGGUGGAGCACCGAGUCGCCGAGGCCACCGGGGAGACGCCCAUCGCCGUCAUGGGGGAGUUCAAUGACCUCACCUCCCUGUCGCUGACGCUGCUUGACAAAGACAACAUCAGCAGUGGUCGGGGUGGCGAAGAUGGCUGCAGCCUGGGGGAGCCGCUGGUGAAACGUGAGCGCAGUGACUCGGGCCACCACCUGCAGGGUGGCAUCUAGCACCUCCCCCAGGUGCCUUCCAGACACAAGGUCCCAGAAGAUGUCACCCAGCCACUCUGGGAACCUGGACCUCCCAGCCCCACCGCACUUGUGCCUCUUAGAUGACUUGAUGUUUACUGCGACUCUGUCCUGGGGCCGCGCAACUGGGACUGAUGGGAAAAAAAUGGUUAUAAACGCUGCCAAAGCUGCAGCAAGGCCCUGUGUCCCUUGUUCUGGGGACGCCCCUCUGCUGGACGUGAGCUUCGCUCUGUGUCUCCGUAAGAGCCGUGCGGAGAGCCAUGCGGAGAGCUGGUCCCCACCACAAGCUGCUCCUCUGUCUUCACCACAAUGACAAACCCUAACCUGGCUGAGUGGACAGGGUGCGACAGCCCGGCCCUGCCUGGUCCUGCACUGUUUGGGGCACAGAGCCCUGGCCCCGUGGGUCCCCUUGAGAUCAGAGGCCCCAGUGCUUCUGGGCAGAAGAACCCGUCCCAGCGUGUGCCUUGUGGCCUUUGCCAGCUGGAGGGUUCCAGGCUCCUUGCCCUGCAGAGCUCCUCUCCAACAGCACAUCUGCAGCCUGAGAAAGAGCAAGCCAUAGCAUUGAGUCCACUCGUGUCCUCAAAAACUCACAACCGCAAGUCUGAUCUGCAACAGCAAGGACCCAGGCUCACAGUCAACAACAUCCAGCUGGGACGGUGGCAGCUGCUUCCCCGUGCCCUGUGACCUCAGAUGGCUCUGAGGCCCGCGAGUCCCAUCUCAACCUCUUCAAAUCAAAACUGUGGGGACAGAUGACAACUAAGGACCCGUGCAACCCUGAGCUCCAGACUCAAUGGGCACUGCCCCGAACCACAUGCAGAGAUCACAAAGAAAGGCUGUCUAAGGAAAUGCAAUACUUCCUCUCCUUGGGAAAUGUUGAUGCCAAUAGUUUUGUGCGCUAAUUGUUCUUAGGUUUCUUUAUGAACGUAUGUCUCACACAUACUCAGUCUCCAGUAUUUUGUUCUCCCUCACACAAAAUGCACUAAUAUCAGCUCCCAUGGCUUUGAAAACUGCACCCCUCUGGCCGUGCUGGGGUGCAGGAGGCACGGAGAGAAAGGUGUGGAGAUGUUCUGAGGCCCAUAGUAAUCACCAUGUUUGCCUGGUCUUAUACAGAAGACUUAGAUGAACUCAGACAGGAAGAAUGUCGUCCAAGUUCACUGAUGUGCUGUAAUGGCAGUUUGUUCCUGUGUGGAACCAAUACAGAUGGGGUUUCUGCUCUGCGC